Girardinichthys multiradiatus is the source of this 1169-nucleotide messenger RNA. RefSeq names its product apolipoprotein A-IV-like. The transcript has 4 exons. The record is from RefSeq and is a predicted model, not a curated record. Gene Ontology annotation, molecular function: phosphatidylcholine-sterol O-acyltransferase activator activity; cholesterol binding; phospholipid binding. Gene Ontology annotation, biological process: phospholipid efflux; cholesterol efflux; very-low-density lipoprotein particle remodeling. Gene Ontology annotation, cellular component: blood microparticle; extracellular region; chylomicron. Bases 119 to 886 code for a protein of 255 amino acids. NCBI's taxonomy places the organism in Eukaryota, Metazoa, Chordata, Actinopteri, Cyprinodontiformes, Goodeidae.
UCUUGACUACAACAGUCAUCUGACUUCAGUAUAUAUACACGGAAGCAACACUGAGACACAGACACUAACACGGUAAACCCUGAAAGAUACACAAGCACCAAAACAGCAGGUCUUAGUCAUGAGGGUGUUUGUGUUGCUGGUCGCUUCAGUUCUCUCUGGCUGCAAUGCCAGCUUCUUCUAUGCUGAUGCUCCAAAGCCACAGCUAGAUGUGUUGACUGAUGCUUUCUGGGACUACAUUGCCAAGGCCACACAGACAGCUGAUGAUACUCUGGAGAUGAUUAGGAAAUCACCAUUUGGACAGGAACUUAAUGCCCGCUUGACAGAGAGUGCUGACUUAGCCAGCAAGUAUGCUGUGACCCUGCAGGAGCAGCUUUCCCCCGCAGCCCAAGACCUGAUGAACAAGAUCACCACAGAGGCUGACAUGUUAAAAAGUCUGCUGACCCAGGAGCUUAGCUCUGUCAGAGACAAACUGGAGCCCUACACCAAUAACAUGAAGGCCCAGAUCCAGCAGAGGGUUGACCAGCUGAAGCAGGAGCUGUCCCCUUACGCCGACUCCUUGGACUCCGAAGCCUUGAGGUCCACCCUGAUUCAAAAGAGCGAGGAGCUGAAGAUCAGCCUGGAACAAAGCGUGAAGGACCUGCAGGCUCAACUGGGGCCCUACACAGAAGACCUGAAGCAGAAGGUUGACCGACACCUGGAAGAGUUCCGGAAAAGUGUAGCCCCCAUGACCGAGAAGGUCCAGGUAGAGCUGAGCCAGAGAGCCAGUCUGGUGAAGCAAAUUGUGGCUCCCUAUGCUGAGGACCUGAGGGAGAAACUAGACCCUUACGCCCAAGACCUCCAGUCCCAGCUCAUGUCUCUCUACGAGUCAUUCGUCAAAUCCAACUAAGCCAUCUUCAAGCACAGCAGACAAAAUUAAACACAAUCCUGAAAAAUGGGUUCCACCACCAUAUGAAGGAUGACAAACGAGACAACAAUCUUGUACUGUAAAUGAGAUCUAACUGUCUGAAUAUCCAUAUCCAAGUUAUAUUUAUUUUUGAGUACUAAAACAAGCAAACCCUGCACUUGUCAACAUGUAUAUAUAUGCUGUUUAUACUGUGUUGUGAAAUGAAACUGUGAGCAUUUUUGUAAUUUCUCUAAGUUAUCUAAAAUAAAAAAUAGAUAAAAAAAUA